Molecule: messenger RNA, 1227 nt
Organism: Ricinus communis (castor bean)
Lineage: Eukaryota; Viridiplantae; Streptophyta; Magnoliopsida; Malpighiales; Euphorbiaceae
Product: EEF1A lysine methyltransferase 4
Exons: 9
Coding region: 134-865 (243 amino acids)
Molecular function (GO): S-adenosylmethionine-dependent methyltransferase activity
Source: RefSeq, a predicted model, not a curated record
UAAGAAAAUGACCAUAAUAUCCUUCAAACGCUUUUUCAGUUGACAGGGACGAAGUAAUUAAUGAGCAAUUAGUGUAAGUAGCUCUCUUCUCUUUCUCUAAAAAUUUGGAAAAGAAGAAGACAAUAGCCAGCAAAUGACAAUGGGAACAUCGACGCAGGCAUACGGUGAAUCAUGGUACUGGGACAACAGAUACGCAAAUGAAUCAGGACCCUUCGAUUGGUACCAAAAAUAUUCUUCUUUGGCUCCUCUCAUCAAUCUCUACAUUCCUCGCCAUCACCAUCCUCGAAUCCUCGUCGUGGGAUGCGGCAACUCAGCAUUUAGCGACGGCAUGGUGGACGAUGGAUAUGACGAUGUGGUAAACAUUGACAUAUCGUCUGUUGUUAUUGAAGCUAUGAAUAACAAAUAUUCUAAUCGUCCUCAACUAAAAUAUAUUCAAAUGGAUGUUCGUGAGAUGAGUGCUUUUCAAACAGGUUCCUUUGAUGCUGUUAUUGAUAAAGGAACUCUAGACUCUAUCUUGUGUGGAAAUAAUUCACGACAAAAUGCCACCUUGAUGCUUGAAGACGUUUGGAGGGUCCUGAAGGAUAAAGGAGUAUAUAUCCUGGUUACAUAUGGAGCUCCAGUUUAUCGCCUAUGCUUGUUGAAAGAAUCAUGCUUGUGGACGAUUAAACUUCACGUGAUAGAAAAGCUUUUGUCAGGGGGAGACUCUGAACAUCCAGUGUGGGAGUUGACAAAUCCUGUUCCACUUAAUGAUGAUGGAAGCUCGGUGGAAGCGGCACUUGGAAAAAAUCCUGAUGUUCAUUAUAUUUAUAUUUGUACCAAGGAUGAAUCAUUGAAGGCAGGCCAAAAGCCUGAAGAGGAAGUCUAGUGACAAAUACUAGGAUGUCCAGCAUUUCUCGACAAGGUUGUCUGCAGAACCAAGCUUCCUGCGUUGUGGGCUUCGGAGUCUAGACUCCGUGCGGUUCAAGGAAACCAUGAAUUCAGAUCACAUUAAAGUAACUUUAUUGCUGCAUCGCCUCUGGCCAAACCUUUUGAAAUGCAUCCUCUGUUUCUUGUUAGGUCAAUACUAAAUGGAUCAAAUGAGAAAUAAUUAGCCUACCAAUAUUUUAGUCUUUGAACUGAUACCUUGAUUGAUGGGUCUGUAAACUAUAUGCGGCUUCCUCCACUAGUUUUGGAUAAAUGGUUCUACCAAUUUCCAUUCCAAUAAAUAGUUUUUCAGGUUUUAAUUUA